Molecule: messenger RNA, 2450 nt
Organism: Talpa occidentalis (Iberian mole)
Lineage: Eukaryota; Metazoa; Chordata; Mammalia; Eulipotyphla; Talpidae
Gene: GNPAT
Product: glyceronephosphate O-acyltransferase
Exons: 16
Coding region: 165-2207 (680 amino acids)
Biological process (GO): ether lipid biosynthetic process
Cellular component (GO): peroxisome; mitochondrial membrane; peroxisomal membrane
Molecular function (GO): glycerone-phosphate O-acyltransferase activity
Source: RefSeq, a predicted model, not a curated record
CCCGAUUAAGAUGGCGGCGCCCGGGGUCCUCUGGUGCGGCCGCAGAGGGUGCCACCGCCCUAGGCGAGGUCGGGCCGCCCCGCGCCAAAGAACCGCCCCCAGCACCACCACCACCACGGCUUAGAGCAGAAUCCCCAGACCCCGCCCGGGACGGCUGCUGCACCAUGGAUUCUUGCAGUUCAUCUAACCCUCGUUUCUCCAUCGGCUCCACUAGUCCCGGCGCUGUCGUGCUCCCGUACUCGAAGGAGCUCAAAAAGUGGGAUGAGUUUGAAGAUAUUUUAGAAGAGAGGAGACAUGUCAGUGACUUGAAAUUUGCAAUGAAAUGCUACACACCUCUUCUCUAUAAGGGCAUUAUUCCUUGUAAGCCAAAUGAUAUUAAAUGUACUGUUCUCAAUUCUGAAGAGGUUCAUUAUGUUAUCAAACAGCUUUCCAAGGAAUCCCUCCAAACCGUUGAUUGCCUCCGAGAGGAGGUUUGUGAGAUCUUGGAUGAAAUGAGCCACAAGCUACGUGUAGGAGUCAUCCGGGUUUUUGCCUUUGCCCUGAGCAAAAUAUUUAAGCAGAUUUUCUCAAAAGUGUGUGUCAACGAAGAAGGUAUUCAGAAACUACAACGAGCCAUCCAGGAGCAUCCAGUUGUUCUGCUGCCUAGUCAUCGAAGUUACAUUGACUUUCUGAUGUUGUCUUUUCUUUUAUACAAUUAUGAUUUACCUGUACCAGUCAUAGCAGCAGGAAUGGACUUCCUAGGAAUGAAAAUGAUUGGCGAGCUGUUGCGGAUGUCGGGCGCCUUUUUCAUGCGGCGUACCUUUGGCGGCAAUAGACUCUACUGGGCUGUGUUUUCUGAAUACGUAAAAACUAUGUUACGGAAUGGUUAUGCUCCUGUUGAAUUUUUCCUCGAAGGGACAAGAAGCCGCUCAGCCAAGACAUUGACUCCUAAAUUAGGUCUUCUGAAUAUUGUGAUGGACCCAUUUUUUAAAAGAGAAGUCUUUGAUACCUACCUUGUUCCAAUUAGCAUCAGUUAUGACAAGAUAUUGGAAGAAACUCUUUAUGCUUAUGAGCUCCUCGGGGUUCCUAAGCCAAAAGAAUCUACAACUGGACUGUUGAAAGCCAGGAGGAUUCUCUCUGAAAAUUUUGGAAACGUCCAUGUUUACUUCGGAGACCCUGUGUCACUUCGAUCUCUGGCAGCUGGGAGGAUGAUUCGAAGUCCAUAUAACCUGGUUCCCAGAUACAUUCCUCAGAAACAGUCAGAAGACAUGCAUGCCUUUGUCACUGAAGUCGCCUACAAAAUGCAGCUAUUACAGAUUCAGAACCUGGUUCUGAGUCCAUGGGCCCUAACAGUUGCUGUUCUGCUUCAGAAUCGACCUUUCAUGGACUUUGAUACUCUGGUGGAAAAGACUUUAUGGCUGAAAGGCUUAACCCAGGCCUUUGGGGGGUUUCUCACUUGGCCCGACAAUGAACCUGCUGAAGAAGUUAUCCAUUCUAGCAUUCUUCUGCAUUCCAACAUCGUCAGCCUUGUCAAAGACCAGGUGAUUCUGAACAUGAACUCUGGAGACUCAGAAGUGGUUGAUGGACUUAUUUUCCAGCACAUCACUCUCCUCACGUGCUCAGCUUACAGGAACCAGUUACUCAAUGUUUUUGUCCGUCCUUCCUUAGUAGCUUUGGCAUUGCAGAUGACACCUGGCUUCCGGAAAGAGGAUGUCUACAGUUGCUUUUGCUUUCUACGCAGUGUUUUCUCAGAUGAGUUCAUCUUUCUUCCAGGAAACGCGCUAAAGGACUUUGAAGAAGGCUGUUACCUACUUUGUAAAACUGAGACUGUACAAUUGACGGCAAGGGACAUCCUAGUUACAGAGAAAGGAAAUACUGUGUUAGAAUUUUCGGUAGGACUCUUUAGGCCUUUUGUGGAAUGUUAUCAGAUAAUUUGCAAAUACCUCUUGAAAGAAGAAGAAGAACACUUCACUGAGAAACAGUACUUAGCUGGAGUUAGGAAAUUCACAGGUCAGCUUCUCGAUCAAGGUGCCUCACAGUGUUACGAUGUGUUAUCUUCCGAUGUACAGAAAAAUGCCUUAGCAGCUUUUGUGAGGCUAGGUGUGCUGGAAAAGAGGAAGGUAAAUAAUGACUGUGUAUUUUAUGUGAAUGAAACUGCCACAACAAGAUUAGAAGAAAUGCUUGGUUGUAAGAUACCAGUAGGAAAACCAGUGACAGCAAAACUUUAAUAAUCACUGAGCAGUUAUGGAAAAUUUGUUCAUAUAAUUACUGUCAUCCAAGGAGUCUUAUUACAACAACCAGAAAAGUAAGGGAAGAGACUCAUGUUCUCAUCCUCCGUAAGACUCUGAGAACACUGUGCUCAGGUGAGCAGAAGAAAUGAUGGGUUUAAGAAAUGAAUGUAAUCUCCACUACAAUGGCUAAGGCAUUUGUAUCCAGCUCUGUGUGUGUUUUAAAAUAAAAGCCUUUUGAAA